CUUCUCCUUCGGCAGCAUAAACUCUUCCAUUCUGACAUCCCCCGCCCAAGGAAUGGACACCGCGAGCCACCAAUCCACCGCUGCCGAUCACUUAUGCGUCCUUGUUCAUGGACUUUGGGGAAACCCGCAGCACCUUGAAUACCUUGCGAAGAGCCUCCGAGAAAAGUAUCCCGAAGACCGGCUCCACGUCCUAGUGGCCAAGCGCAAUGCCGGGAGCUUCACAUAUGAUGGCAUCGAAUUGGGCGGAGAGCGCGUCACAAAGGAGAUUGAGGAAACUCUAGAACACCAUGCCAGGAACGGAACUGAGAUUAAGAAGCUUAGCAUAGUGGGAUACUCUCUAGGUGGUCUAGUAUCGAGAUAUGCAAUCGGCCUUCUGUAUCACAAGGGAUACUUUGACAAAUUGGAGCCAGUCAACUUCACGACCUUCGCAACACCCCAUCUAGGCGUCCGAACCCCUCUUGUUGGAUACCAUAACCACAUCUGGAAUGUGCUGGGGGCGAGGACUCUAUCUAUGUCAGGAAGACAGCUCUUCACUAUUGACUCUUUCCGAGAUACGGGGCGGCCGCUUCUAUCGGUCCUGGCAGACCCAGACAGCAUCUUCAUACGAGCAUUGUCAAGAUUCAGGCAUAAAUCCCUGUACGCCAACAUCGUAAACGACAGAUCUGCCGUAUACUACACCACCGGCAUAUCCCGAAUCGACCCCUUUGUCGACCUGGAGAACAUCAAGAUCAACUAUGUCGAAGGCACUGAACAAGUCAUCAUCGACCCGGAUAAUCCCAUUUCCCCCAAAGAAGAAUCCGGAUCCUUACCAGCCUUCUCAACACGCUUGACCAACAGCACCCGCACCAUUUUAGGCCAAGUUCCCCUUAUAGCCCUCCUCACCGUCUUGAUUCCAAUUGGUACCGUCAUAUUCCUGAUCAACUCCGGGUUCCAAUCCGUCCGCAGCCGCCAGCGCAUCCGCAUGCACGAAUCUGGAAAAGCAGGCAUCGACAUCGGCGGCUACCGCAUUCCGCUAAUCUUCGACGACGUGCGCCGCGAGGCCGAGGAAAUGUUCGAGAACAUGAACAACCUUCAAAGCCAGGAAUACCUCCCAGCAGGGAGCGAGGAAUUAGCGUCACCGCGAAGCGCGCCCAGCUCUCCCACACUCUUACGCGCUGACUCCUCGCCGAUGGCGAAAGUUACUGACAACAGCGCGGGUGAUGACGACUCAAUUGUCGAGCAGAAACAGCAGCUGGUCCGCUCGCUUGAGUUUCCGACGCUGGCGCUCACGCCGGAUCAGUUUGCGAUGAUCCAAGCACUGGACGACGUUGGAUUCAGAAAAUACCCGGUCUACAUUCAUAAUCAUAGACACAGCCACGCUGCCAUCAUUGUUCGCAUGGACAAGCCAGCCUUCGGCGAGGGAAGGAUAGUAGUCGAGCAUUGGUUGAGCGAGUUCGCCAUCUAGAAUGGGUGUUUUGGGAUGCGUAUCGAAGCUUUUGCAGAGUUGAUUGAGAUGAGCGUUAGAGGGCAUCAGAGUGGUUUUAUCGUCAGUCUCAGGCCGGUCAUCUGAGCGUUCAAGCAUCGGUUCGGUGCGACUGGCCGUAUUUCUUGUCUUGUGAUUGCCACAGCGAUUUCGGAUUUUCUCAUGGCGUUUGUCCUGUACGUAGAGCGUAGACGGAGUAGGGGUACUGUGUGAUUAUUUUUUUCUGGCUCCCUUAGCAACAUUCAGCAAUCAGUCACUUCACACACUGCUCAGACAUGUUUCAAUAGCGAACAAAGAUCAUGAUUCCGCUUCGAAUAUACACAGUCACCAGAUCGAUCCUAU
Molecule: messenger RNA, 1804 nt
Organism: Mytilinidion resinicola
Lineage: Eukaryota; Fungi; Ascomycota; Dothideomycetes; Mytilinidiales; Mytilinidiaceae
Product: lipase/serine esteras-like protein
Exons: 4
Coding region: 53-1444 (463 amino acids)
Molecular function (GO): monoacylglycerol lipase activity
Source: RefSeq, a predicted model, not a curated record